GGCUCCGGUCGCCGACGUCCGGAAUUUUCCGGUCGGGGUUUCCUCCCUUAACUCAUAGAAUGCCUGGCGUCAGUAACGUUUCGGUGUUGAGCAGGGGUGGUUUUUUCGCGUCACUUUGACGCGAACUCGGGUUACGUUCCGUCAAUGAUAUAAUUAACAAUUUGAUAAAACUUGACUCAGGACGAUUCUGUGCGCGAUUCUGUGCAACUGUGAGGUGAAAAUGCGUUGGGUCCUCGUUUUCGGGGCGCUUUGCUGCUGUGUGACUUGUCAAACGUUGGUGCCCGACGAAGAAGAAGCAGCGAUCGUCUCAUCGGUGGACGCCGUGCUGGGUAGGAGUGCCACAUUACCAUGUGACAUUGACCCAGGAAUCAGGGAAGAUCGGGUAUACAUGGUGCUAUGGUACAGAGACACCCACACUAAACCCAUCUACAGUUUCGACGUUCGAGGUCGACCUUUCAACAAAGCGAUCCACUGGUCGGACCCCAUGGUGUUCGGCCCCCGAGCUUACUUCGUGACGGUCUCAAAGCCCGCCGCUCUCACCCUCGACGGAGUGACUCUGAACGACGAAGGCAUCUACCGAUGUCGAGUAGAUUUUCGCACAACGCCGACCAGGAAUUUCGCCAUCAAUCUUACGGUCAUUGUUCCUCCGCACCAACUGUUGGUGUACGACAACUCCGGCCGCGACAUCGCUGGCAUCGUGGGCCCCUUGGAGGAGGGUUCUGAUCUGGUCCUAACUUGCGAGGUUCGAGGAGGGCGGCCCACCCCGACGGUGUCCUGGUUCAUGAAUGAGCGUCUCGUCGAGGGGGAGGUGGAAGCCAUCGGCGAUACGCUGAUGGUAAACCGCCUAGCAGUAAAGGCAGUGCGACGAGAGCACCUCAACUCCACGUACAAGUGCCAGGCCAGCAAUACAAAGUUGAUGAUGCCCGCAGAGAAGACUGUAAGACUAGAACUUCUCCUGCGGCCUCUCAGUGUUGUCAUUCCUUACAAACCCCGGCAAAUGGUAGCCAGACAGGACUACACCAUACAAUGCCAAGUGACGGGGUCAAGGCCUAAGGCGACGGUGACCUGGACGAGAGACAAUCGAGACUUCAGAAGGGGCAAGUUUGUGGAGGAAGGCAACGAGACUGUGGUAAUAAGCUCAGUGACGUUCUCUCCAGAGCCCGAAGACGACGGCACAUUCCUCAAGUGUCUGGGUGACAACCCGAAGCUGCCCGGCUUCAGCCAGGAAGACUCGUUCAAAUUGAACGUCGUCUAUCCCCCCAAAGUGGAGCUUCACCUGGGCAGCACUCUCAAUCCCGAAGACAUCAAAGAAGGCGACGACGUGUACUUCGAGUGCAUCAUCAAAGCCAACCCUAAGCAGCACAAGAUCACGUGGUUCCACGAUGGCACACUGGUGAGUCAGAACAUGUCAUCGGGCGUGAUCAUCAGCACACACAGCCUGGUCCUGCAGAGGGUCACCAGGUGGCAGAGCGGCGCCUACACCUGCUUGGCGGCCAACCCUCGCGGGGAAAAUGUCAGCAAUCCUGUCAUGCUGAGGGUUAGAUAUGCUCCGGUUUGCCGCGACACCGAGAUGACAGUAAUCGGAGCCUCCCUCAACGAGGUGAUAAAAGUGCGUUGUCACGUGUCGGCCGACCCCAACGACGUUACCUUUGUCUGGCAAUUCAACAACAGUGGCGAAAGCUUUGACGUCUCCCCCGCCCGCAUCUCAGCCUCCAUCGGCAACGUGAGCGAGCUUAUGUACACCACCUCUUCCCAGCGCGACUACGGCACCCUCACCUGCUGGGGCAAAAACUCGAUCGGUCGUCAGGCGGACCCCUGCGUCUUCCAAGUGGUUCCUGCAGGUAGCAUAACUUUUCGAAAAAUCGCUCCGAAAUUUACAAUUCUCACUCCAGCCAAGCCCAACCCUCUCACCAAUUGCACCCUUCGCGCCGCUACAAAUCACAGCUUAGACGUGCUAGAGGUGGAGUGCCGCGCUGGCUACGACGGAGGCCUCCCCCAGCGGUUCAUCCUGGAGGCCUACGACGCCUACACCAUGCGUCUGCGGCUCAACCUUAGCAGCACGGAGUCCGACAUUCCUGUCUUCCGGCUGGAUCUGGGGGAGAUGCUCCCGCCCUCCGGGGAGGGCUUCCCACCCUCGCUUCGCAUUGUUGUCUACGCGCAGAACGCCAAAGGGCGCAGCGAGAAGCUUGUGUUGGAGGACAUCAUGCUCAACGACGCCGAGAAACGCACAGAUGGGAGCAGUAAUAUGAGCAUCCUCCCCAUUGCGGCUCUCUUGACGGGGUCUCUUUUGACUCUGGGCAUCGCUGUGUUGCUCAUAGUAGUGCUGGCUGUCAGACGAAAGCACCGGCACUGCGGAGGUGGCCAUUGCAACUAUCAGCUGGAUCCUUCAAAGCAGCCCAAAGUUCCGGGUCAGUCCUCCAGGCCCGGAUCAAUGUUGGAAAUCAACACGGGAGAUAAUCGCUACGUGGUAGCGUACACCCUGAAACCGGCAGCGGACUGCGGCACGCAGCCCACCGCCAAUUCGUCCGUAGAUAGGCAACCAGAUAUACUCAACACCCCCAGAGGUGCUGACACGACAACGCCACCCGGGCUGCCGAGACCUGAUGCCCUUUUCACCCCCUCAACGGGAGAACGGAAUCGGCAGCAACAUAGUCCCCCGACAUUCCCCAACUUUUCCCACGAAGAGCAGAUCUCAUCGCCAGAAGUGUCUGUGAACCAAUCGGGGGGCACUUUAGGCCGGCCCCGUCCGCGCCCUCGAGACAUUUCCUAUUCCAACUUUGCCACAAUGAGGAGAGACCACAUCAUAGCAGACGCCAUUCCGGGACCUGAAAGUUGUGUUUAAUGAACUGAGUUGAUCAGUGUUGCCACCUCCAGUUAAAAACUUUCGUCAUUUUUCCUAAUCAAAAUAAUGAUUCUUCCAUUUGUAACUAAACAAGGGAAUUAAUCUGGAGGCGGUAGCACUAAUAUAGCGCCUGUGAUACAGGAGUAGAUGCCAAGUGUUUCUAGCAAAUGAUUCUGUUUAGGUAGUGGAACAAUCACAGACUCUCGAGCUUAACUAAUUGUUUUUAGAUAGGACUUUUCCGAAAACUAUCAACGAAUAAAACUUGACAAAUGAACGACCGACCAUAAUUCUCUAGGCCUACAAAAUGAACAAUCGUGAUCUAGCAUUAAUUAAUUUAUGAGUAUUCAGAAUUAAUUCUAGACCAACGAAUGUAGAAACAAAACACUUAUACACGGGCAUAAUAAAUGUGUAACUUUUAAUACGGAUGAAUGUUAAUUAAAAUUUAGAAAAACUAAUCAUACUGUGUAUGAUUUAUUGUAAACUAUUUACUUUUUGAUGUGAGGGAAACGAGAUAUUAAAGAGAAAAACAUAAAUAUCUGAUGAAACGUUCCCACUUCAGUUACGCCGUUCUUUCAUUACAUCAUAGGCUUGGAAAGGCGUUCGAAUUACAAAUACUAAUUAAAAGCGUUCUCUCCCAGAUAAGUCAGUGUCAAAUUUAUUUAAAUCGAUAAUCGAAAAUUUUCCUACAGUAAUAAAAGCUUGGCGUAUCUGUCCAAAGACUGUUUCCACUAUGUAAUAAAUUACAAUUAAGUGUAUAUGUACAAUAAGUCAAAUACUAUGUACAUAUGUUAUUAGAUGAAUUUGUUUUAUCAUAUAAAAGCUUUAUUGCUGUGCAAUAAUGUAUUUUGUAAAUAAAGUGUGCUUACUAAAGAAUGCGUGUGAGUUACAAUAUGUUGAGAUGUUGUUUGUAUUAAUUUAUUCCUGUAAAUAAUCG
Messenger RNA from Tribolium madens (black flour beetle), 3776 nucleotides. Its product is annotated as hemicentin-2. The record is from RefSeq and is a predicted model, not a curated record. The transcript is spliced from 13 exons. Bases 221 to 2842 code for a protein of 873 amino acids. NCBI's taxonomy places the organism in Eukaryota, Metazoa, Arthropoda, Insecta, Coleoptera, Tenebrionidae.